Molecule: messenger RNA, 1745 nt
Organism: Pygocentrus nattereri (red-bellied piranha)
Lineage: Eukaryota; Metazoa; Chordata; Actinopteri; Characiformes; Serrasalmidae
Gene: kcnj8
Product: potassium inwardly rectifying channel subfamily J member 8
Exons: 2
Coding region: 275-1525 (416 amino acids)
Biological process (GO): regulation of monoatomic ion transmembrane transport; potassium ion import across plasma membrane
Cellular component (GO): plasma membrane
Molecular function (GO): ATP-activated inward rectifier potassium channel activity
Source: RefSeq, a predicted model, not a curated record
UUUUUUCCAGACUGCGCGUAAAGCUGCGCGUAGCGCGCCUCGUGUUGGCCGAGCCCCGUUUGUAGGAUCUUAAAAGGCGUCUGACCGUGCGAGCUGGACAGGGAUCCGCACAGCUCGCGGCGCUUUGGUCCAGCUCGAAUGCGCCUGACCUUCAGAGACGGAGUUAAGAUGGUAGCGGUUUGGAGAGCGCGCACGGACCUGCGCUUCUGACGCUCCGCUUUUGGUGCCUGGUGGAUGGAUCGCAGCUCGUGAGUGACAGAGAUCUGUGGGAACGAUGCUGGCGAGGAAGAGUAUCAUCCCUGAGGAGUUCUCCCUGCCGGCCCUGGUGUCGCGGGUCCCCAGGAAGCCCGUGUUCAGGGACCGGGUGAACAAGGCCCGCUUCAUCGCCAAGAGCGGCGCCUGUAAUCUCGCCCACAAGAACAUCCGUGAGCAGGGCCGCUUUCUGCAGGACGUCUUCACCACGCUCGUGGACCUCAAGUGGCGCUUCACCCUCGUCAUCUUCACCAUGACCUUUCUCUGCAGCUGGCUGCUCUUCGCCAUGGGCUGGUGGCUGGUGGCUUUCGCCCACGGGGAUCUGGACCCCAACAGGCAGCCCGGCGUCGAGCAGUGCGUCACCUAUGUGAAGUCCUUUACCUCCGCCUUCCUCUUCUCCAUUGAGGUGCAGGUCACCAUUGGCUUUGGUGGCCGCAUGAUCACCGAGCAGUGCCCGACUGCCAUCACUGUGCUGAUUCUGCAGAACAUUGCUGGACUCAUCAUCAACGCCAUCAUGUUGGGCUGCAUCUUCAUGAAGACGGCGCAGUCCCACCGUCGCGCUGAGACGCUCAUCUUCAGCCGCCAGGCCUGCAUCGCCUUGCGCAACAACCGCCUCUGCUUCAUGAUCCGUGUGGGCGACCUGCGCAAGAGCAUGAUCAUUGGUGCCGUUGUGCGCCUCCAGGUGGUCCGCAAGACCGUCACCCCAGAAGGAGAGGUCAUCCCCAUCCACCAGAUAGAUGUUCAGACCGAGAGCGCCGUGACCAGCAACAGCAUUUUCCUCUUGGCGCCCCUCGUCAUCUGCCAUGUCAUAGACAAGGAUAGCCCCUUGUAUGACCUGUCCGCCAUGGAGCUGCAGUGCAGCGACCUGGAGGUCAUUGUCAUCCUGGAAGGUGUGGUGGAGACCACAGGCAUCACCACCCAGGCCCGGACUUCCUACGUGACCGAGGAGAUCCAGUGGGGCCAUCGGUUUGUGCCCAUUGUCACUGAAGAGGAGGGCAUCUACUCAGUGGACUACUCCAAGUUUGGCAACACAGUGAAGGUGGCCACACCACGCUGCAGUGCCCGUGAGCUGGAUGAGAAGCCUUCCAUCCUCAUCCAGACGCUGCAGAAGAGUGAGCUUUCGCAUCAGAACUCGCUGCGCAAGAGGAACUCCAUGCGCCGCAACAACUCCAUGCGCAAGGCCAACUCUAUGCGCCGCAACAACUCCUCGCUGGCCAUCCCAAAAGUCCAGUUCCUCGCCCCUGAGGGGGCACUGAAUAUGGCUGUCACAUGACAUGAGGCAUGGCUACCCUGGGCCAUCCUCCUGAUUUUAGAAGGUUCAGGGACUCUCCAUUCUCCUUUCACUCUCCAGGGCCUGACCCUUCUUCUCUUUCUAUCUCUACCACGCCUGUCGUGAUGGAGAAGCAACUGUUAAUCUACUUUCUUUCUUGUUCGUUUGUGAGUUGCACAGAAUCAGUUAACUUAGGAAUAAACCGUGACAUCUUGGUUUCAGA